AUGGUCUCCACGUCUACUCUCGGCACCCCUGCAAAGCUCAUCCAUCUAGCUCUACUCCUGGUCUUGUCCUACCCUACUUCAUCUCAUUCUCUCCCAGUACCUGACUUGUCUAACGAUCUCGUUGCCCAUGAGAUUCUUAGUACUACUGGAGGGAGCUCUGGAGGCGGGAAUACUACGGUAUUUGUGGCGAGGGAUGCUGAGCAGGCGGCCGUGUAUGCUGAAUUGGCGAGCAAAGUUCGUGCGGAGAUGCAGAAGGAGGGGGAAAAGGAAGGUGUAGGUGGGAUUAUAAAGAGAGCCGAUAGGCAGCCACCGUUGGGCCCGUAUGGUGGGCAGGGGCCCAGUGGGUCUAGCAGUGCUGGGGCUGGCGGCUCGGGCUCCACCAACAGAAUCAUCUUGCCACCACCAACCCCCCCUGGUGCCGGUGGCUACCCUGUUCCUGGUGCAUAUCCUGCUCUCGGCGGUUAUCCUGCUCCUGGAGGCCUUUCUACUCCUGGUGGAUAUCCUGCUCCUGGUGGCUUACCUGCUCCCGGUGCGUAUCCUGCCGCUGCUGCCUAUCCUCCUCCAGGUGGUGGUCAUGGCGGUGCUGCUGCCCCCGACAAUCUACCUCCGAUAGCCUCAAUCGUGGGGCCCGAUGGUAAUACCAUAAUCCCUAGUCGAGUCUACCCUCCAGUCGCCGGUGUCCCGGCUGCUGCUCCAGGUUCCAGUCAUGGCCACAACAUCUAUGGCGGGGCACCCAAUCCAAAUGCUGCACCCUAUGUGCCAAGAACUGCAGAGCAAUUGCUCCAGCAUGGCGAUCAGAUGACUGACGCACAAGAUCACAGACGCGACUUUCCCCCAUUCCCGUUCCAGCAGAGUCCGUAUAGUCAUUAUGGACAGCUUGUCACUUACGGAUGGGAGACUUAUCUUGACCCCCUCGGCUAUCUUGGGAAUCCAUUCAAUGCGCACACAGGGCUGUUUCCCGUAGCGCAGGGCCUUCAAUCUCUGAGUAUAAGCACAACAAUCACCAACAGACAUAUCCACAGACACGAGCAAACACGGAACUUCCAGUUGAUGGAUGGUCCACCGAUCGCUGCCUCUAAUCUAAAGUAUCACACUAUGUAUGAUGUCCUGAAUGGAGUCAUCUAUUCGGUUUGUAACACCACACCGCAAGAGAUCAGAAGCUUUGACUGGCAAGGCACCCCUCCUCUUCUACAGUGGUCAGAUGUCACUGAACUACAGUGGCACCAGCUUGGUGGCACGAUGCAAGGCCUGCAAUAUGUCAUUUUGGUCAAAUGCGAUGAUGCCGAAGUCAAAGAGGCGUUGAGAGCGAGUAUCUCACAUCCCAUCUUGGGCAAUGAGAGCAGAGUCCCAUUCCCACUUCCCGGGGGCAACUCUCCGAAGCAUUGGGGUAGGGGUACCUUGAGAGCCACUCCUGGAUUUAGACGCCUGAUGGGAACUGCUCCAGGCGAGCGUAUCGCUCUUCUCCUCGCGCAGCACAAACGACACGACGCCCAAGCGAGGAAAGUCACAGACAUAUUUGCUUUCAGAGACGACCAGACACCAGCAGGCAGCUUUCAAAGUAUAACUCUGGUCUUCAAGAUUGGACUUUCUACUGGGACAGGAGGCAAAAGAGGUCCUAGGAAACCCCCGACCAGCAACGACGGGGAUGACAGCUCGGCGAAGAAGGCUUCAGGCUCGGCGGCAUCUGACCAUCCCGGGUCAGGUCAGCUUCAGCCGAGCUAG
Recurvomyces mirabilis is the source of this 1722-nucleotide messenger RNA. RefSeq lists its product as uncharacterized. The transcript is spliced from 2 exons. Lineage: Eukaryota; Fungi; Ascomycota; Dothideomycetes; Mycosphaerellales; Teratosphaeriaceae. The record is from RefSeq and is a predicted model, not a curated record. The coding region runs from base 1 to 1722 and encodes 573 amino acids.